Molecule: messenger RNA, 379 nt
Organism: Tinamus guttatus (white-throated tinamou)
Lineage: Eukaryota; Metazoa; Chordata; Aves; Tinamiformes; Tinamidae
Source: RefSeq, a predicted model, not a curated record
AGGGAAAGCCCUGGCUAUGGAGAAGUACCAGGCUCUCGGUCUCGUGGGGGAAGGCAGCUACGGGGUGGUGACCAAAUGCCGAAACAAAGACAGCGGGCAGAUUGUCGCGGUCAAGAAGUUCCUGGAAAGCGAGGAUGAUGCAACGGUGAAAAAGAUGGCCCUGCGGGAGAUCAAACUGCUGAAGCAACUCAGACAUGAGAAUCUCGUGAACCUGCUGGAAGUGUAUAAAAAGAAGAAACGGUGGUAUCUGGUGUUUGAAUUUGUGGAUCACACAGUGCUUGAUGACCUCGAGGCAUUUCCAAAUGGACUGGACUACAGCAGAGUUCGGAAAUACUUAUUUCAGAUCAUAAGAGGAAUAGCGUUCUGUCACAGUCACAAU